UAUAUUAGAAAUCGUUUCUGUGACGCCAGUGCGCAUGCGCAGUUUGUCUCCUUCACUUUGUCCUGUAGCAGUUAGUGUCAAAUCUGAAACACAGGACACACUAAUCUUCGUUUCGCAUCAUCAUUUUAUUUCUGUCUCAACAACAACAUCAUCCUCGAUAUAAUGGCUGUUCCUCCUGCAUACUCAGACCUGGGAAAAGCAGCCAAGGACAUUUUUAGCAAGGGUUACGGUUUUGGGAUUGUUAAAUUGGACCUCAAGACUAAAUCUCAAAAUGGAGUGGAGUUCAACACAUCUGGAUCCACCAACACGGACACGGGAAAAGCUGGCGGGAGUUUGGAGACCAAGUAUAAGAUGAAGGAUCUGGGAUUGAGUUUAAACCAGAAGUGGAACACGGACAACAUGCUCACUACAGAAGUGUCUGUGGAAGACCAGCUCACGCAGGGGUUGAAAGUGGCCCUGGAUACGUCUUUUGUACCAAACACAGGCAAGAAGAGCGGUAAACUGAAGACUGGCUACAAGCAUGACUUCGUCAAUGUGAGCUGCGACAUUGAUUUCGAGGGUCCGGUUGUGCACUCUGCAGCGGUUCUGGGAUAUGAAGGCUGGCUCUUGGGCUACCAGAUGGCGUUUGACACAGCCAAAUCCAAACUGGUGCAAAACAACUUCGCUCUGGGAUACAAGGCCGGAGAUUUCCAGCUUCACACCAACGUUAACGACGGAGCUGAAUUCGGAGGAUCUGUCUAUCAGAAAGUCAGUGAUCAGCUGGAGACGGCCGUCACUUUGGCCUGGACUUCAGGCAGCAACAACACGCGCUUCGGAGUUGCUGCAAAGUACCAGCUCGAUAAAGAUGCCUCGUUGUCUGCCAAAGUGAACAAUGCCAGUCUGAUUGGAGUUGGUUACACUCAGAGUCUUCGACCCGGUGUGAAACUCACUCUCUCGGCCUUGAUCGACGGAAAAAACUUCAACACCGGUGGACACAAAGUAGGACUGGGUUUUGAACUGGAAGCGUAGCUGCCGUAGUGCAAAAGACACAGAAGAAGAGAGACCCAGUCCUCAUGUUGUCCCUCCUACAUCACACACUAGCACUUGAUGACUAAAAACACUUAGCGGCAUGUUGAUGGUUUUUGCAAGUCUGUGGGAGCUGAGUGAAUCAAUCUCAACUGGCCGUAAGAUCUGGCCUUCUAAGGGAAAUAUUUGCCGAUCACCUAAUUUAUUUAACCACAGCCGUAUAUUUACGUAGAGCAAACCAAUUUACAUAAGUAGCAGUAGAUUUGCGAGCUUGGAGUGUUUCUCUGGUGAUGUCAGUGCAUGCUAAGCAAUUGCGUUUGAUUUAUCGUGUCAGUGAGCGAAAGUCACAAACUUGCAUGGUUGUAGUUGAGGUUAUUUCUCAGGAUGCUGCAUCAAGAGUGAUGUUGCACUUCUAGGGCUUUAGGCCUCACAGGAAACUGAACAGGCAGCAUGUGUAUUUUUAGAGCUUGCGACGCUAUCUUUUUCACACUCAUUGAUGGUUAGAGAGCAACUCUGUAUUGUGGGAAAAUAUGCCGCUAGCAAACCAUUUCAAAAGUGUUUCGGUGUACAAAUGAGCUUUUUGUGCAUUGAACUCUUUAUGGGCACAGAUAUCAAAGCAUUGUACAUACCAACUGUUUUUUUCCAUAUUACUAUUAUAUAUAUUGUUAUUAUAUAUAAUAACUAAUUUUGCAAUCUUGAGGAAGUUGGUCUUUGUACCUCAUUUUUCCAGUGGAAAUUGAGAAAUUUUAAUAAACAAAGAAAAAUUGAAUGCUGUUUUGUGUUAUUUAGAGUUGUGCUUGUUUCAUGGCCCUGCUUCACAGUACAAGUCUAAUGAAAAAUACAGUACCGUUCAAAAGUCUGGGGUUAGAAUGAUUUAUUUAUUAAAUAAAUUAAUACUUUUAUUCAGCAAGGAUGCAUUAAAUCGAUCAAAAGUGACAGUAAAUACAUAAAGUUUUAAAAAUGUAUUAUUCAAAUAAAUGCAGUAUUUAAGGAUCAUGUGACACUGAAGACUGGAGUAAUGAUAUUGAAAAUUCAGCUUUGAUCAAAGGAAUAAAUUACAUUUAAAACUAUUGUCAAAUAGAAAACAUGUACUUUAAAUCGUAAUAAUAUUUCACAAUAUUAAUAUUUUUACUGUAUUUCUUAAUCAAAUAAAUGCAAUCUUGGUGAGCAGAAGAGACUUUUUUUCAAAAACAUUAAAAAUAUCUUAUGCACCCCAAACUUUGAAACAGAACUGUAUACCACUUUCUUUACAAAUAUAAUGUAAAACUGCACAACAAAAUUAUUAUUAUUUUUUUUUACAUAGAAUGCACAAUGAAAUGUGAAAAAAUUGUAAUUUUCAUGGCACCAAUAACAAUUUCCUCAUGUUGA
Molecule: messenger RNA, 2373 nt
Organism: Onychostoma macrolepis
Lineage: Eukaryota; Metazoa; Chordata; Actinopteri; Cypriniformes; Cyprinidae
Product: Voltage-dependent anion-selective channel protein 2-like
Exons: 9
Coding region: 163-1008 (281 amino acids)
Biological process (GO): monoatomic anion transmembrane transport
Cellular component (GO): mitochondrial outer membrane
Molecular function (GO): voltage-gated monoatomic anion channel activity
Source: RefSeq, a predicted model, not a curated record